Danio aesculapii is the source of this 4952-nucleotide messenger RNA. It is a transcript of the gene grk5l, whose product is annotated as G protein-coupled receptor kinase 5 like. Bases 178 to 1644 code for a protein of 488 amino acids. The transcript is spliced from 14 exons. NCBI's taxonomy places the organism in Eukaryota, Metazoa, Chordata, Actinopteri, Cypriniformes, Danionidae. Gene Ontology annotation, cellular component: cytoplasm. Gene Ontology annotation, molecular function: ATP binding; G protein-coupled receptor kinase activity. Gene Ontology annotation, biological process: protein phosphorylation; signal transduction; regulation of signal transduction. The record is from RefSeq and is a predicted model, not a curated record.
AUCGAUGCAGACUUGAGCACCGAACUCACUUGAGAAGUCCCAGAAGUCAUUGCGGCUGAAUAAGAAGAACGAGACUACUUGUGCCUGUGUGAGAGGCAGCCAAUUGGGAGACUUCUGUUCCGCCUCUACUGUGAGACCCAACCAGAGCUUCAGCGAUGCAUACAACUUCUGGAUGCCAUGGAGGAUUACGAGGUGUCCCCAGAUGAGAAGAGAAAGAGUCGAGGAGAUGAGAUCAUCAAGAAAUUUCUCAACAAGCAGUCCUCUGAGUGUGUGGAUGUUGCUGAAGGUCUUGCUGAAAGAUGCAAAGAGAAUCUAGAACUGAGCCCCUGCAAAGAAAUCUUCAGUGACUGUCGCAAAGCUCUCCAUGACUAUUUAAGUGGUGCUCCUUUUACGGACUAUCAAAACAGCAUGUACUUUGACCGCUUCCUCCAAUGGAAAAUGCUAGAAAGACAGCCCAUCACAAAAGACACAUUUCGGCAGUAUAGAGUUUUGGGAAAAGGAGGCUUUGGAGAGGUGUGUGCUUGCCAGGUGAGAGCAACAGGUAAAAUGUAUGCUUGUAAAAAGCUGGAGAAAAAAAGGAUAAAGAAGAGGAAGGGGGAAGCCAUGGCUCUAAAUGAAAAGCAGAUUCUGGAGAAGGUCAACAGCAGGUUUGUGGUUAGUUUAGCAUACGCAUAUGAGACCAAAGAUGCUCUGUGUCUGGUACUGACCAUUAUGAAUGGUGGUGAUCUGAAGUUUCAUAUCUAUAACAUGGGCACUCCAGGCUUCGAGAAGGAGCGUGUGCAGUUGUAUGCUGCCGAGAUCUGCUGUGGUCUAGAACAUCUGCACAGAGAGUCUAUCAUCUACAGGGAUUUAAAGCCAGAGAACAUACUUUUAGAUGAUAAUGGUCAUAUCCGAAUCUCAGACCUGGGUCUGGCCAUUAAAGUCCCCGAUGGAGAGCAAAUUCGUGGCCGAGUGGGGACUGUGGGCUACAUGGCUCCAGAGGUGAUCAAUAACGAGCGCUAUAGCAUGAGUCCUGACUGGUGGGGGUUGGGUUGCCUGAUCUAUGAGAUGACUGCUGGUCGAUCGCCUUUCCGAGCUCGCAAAGAGCGAGUAAAGAGAGAAGAAGUGGAGAAGAGGGUGCAGGAGGAGGAAGAAGAGUACAGUGACAAGUUUUCAGAAGACACCAAAGCCAUCUGCAGGAUGCUGUUAUCCAAAGAUCCCAAGCAGAGGCUCGGCUGUCAGGCAGACAGAGCUUCUGGAGUCAAAGCCCAUCUGUUCUUCAAGAACAUCAACUUCAAGAGACUAGAGGCUGGCAUUUUGGAACCUUCAUUUGUGCCUGACCCCAGGGCCGUCUACUGUAAAGAUGUUUUGGACAUCGAGCAGUUCUCCACUGUUAAGGGUGUCAACCUGGACCAAACAGACAAUGAUUUUUACUCUAAGUUUGCCACUGGCAGUGUCUCCAUCCCAUGGCAAAAUGAGAUGAUUGAAACAGAGUGCUUUAAUGACCUUAAUGUAUUCGGGCCACAAGGGACACGGCCUCCUGACCUGGAUUGGAACCAGCCUCCUGAGCCUCCUCGGCGUAGCCUGCUGGACAGGAUCUUUAGGCGACAUGUGAGGAUCUCCUCCACCUCCACAGAGGAACACCCCAGAGAACACAGUAGUUAACUACAGACCAGGUCAAACACCCCAUCAGGACAUCACACUCUCACACAUGUAGAGCAGAGCAGUGACGUUCAGGCUGAAGUACUGUACACAGGGCACAGCAUAACGUUUUAAAUCUAUAAGCCAUCACUUCAUGGAAGGUUCUAAAGUCUUGGGGGCAUAAAUGUAUUAUCAUUUUGUUCUUUUUUUAAGUCUCCACAGAAGAGUUGUCAGUAACACUUUAUAAUAUGGGACACUUCUGCAGUUAUUUAUUUACUAGGGGUGAAGUCGAAAAGUCAAAGAUUCUGUUUCGAUAGGUGAAUGAUUUGAAUGGCAAUCUCUCACAAUGCCUUGACUAACAUUAACAAGCACAGAAUUGGAUUUUAAUAAUAAGUAAACCUUGAACCCUAAUUAAUAAAUACUGUACAAGUAUUCAUUUUUUGUUAAUGUUAGUAAAUACAUGAACAAGCAUUAAAUAUUUGUUCCAUAUUGUAAGAUGUUACUGAAUUUUUAUCAUUGGUUUCACAAAUGUGCUUAUUUGAGAAAUUACCUCAAAUUAGUACAUAAUUUUCAAUGCUUUAAAUUAUUUAAACCAUGGAUCACUAAAACUAUUUUAGUGAUUAUUUGUAGUUUUCACUGGCCACAAAUCUGUAUUCGACGUUACUCCUGACACUCUCAACAUACACUCACCGGCCACUUUAUAAGGUACACCUUACUAGUAACUGGGUUAGACCCCCUUUUGUCUUCAGAACUGCUUUAAUCCUUUGUGGCAUAGAUUCAACAAGGGACUGGAAAUAUUCCUCAAGAGAUUUUGGUCCAUAUUGACAUGAUAGCAUCACGCAGUUGCUGCAGAUUUGUCGGCUGCACAUCCAUGAAGAAAACUUCAGGUUCCACCACAUGCCAAAGGUGCUCUAUUAAGAUCUGGUGACUGUGAAGGCCAAAUGAGUACAGUAAAUUCAUUAUCAGAAAAAACGUCUGAGAUGAUUUGUGCUUUAUGACAUAGGGCUUUAUCCAGCUGAAAGUAGCCAUCAUAAGAUGGGUACACCUUGGUCAAAAAAUUGAACAUGGUGAGUAACAAUACUCAGGUAGGCUGUGGCGUUGAGACAAUGCUCAAUUGGUCCCAAAGUGUACCAAGAAAAUAUCCCUCAAACCAUUACACCACCGCCUAACCCAUUGAUACAAGAUAAGAUGGAUUCAUGCAUUCAUGAUUAUGACACCAAAUUCUGACCCUACCAUCUGAAUGUCGCAGCAGAAAUCAAGACUCAUCAGACUAGGCAACGCUGUAACCCAUCUGCCUCAAGGUUGGACAUGUUGUGUGUUCAGAAAUGCUCUUCUGCAUACCUCUGUUGCAACAAGUGGUUAUUUGAGUUACUGUUGCCUUUCUAUAAGCUUGAACCACUCUGGCCAUUUUCCUCUGACCUCUGGCAUCAACAAGGCAUUUGCGCCCACAGAACUGCUGCUCACUGGAUAUUUUCUCUUUUUUGGACCAUUCUCUGUAAACCCUAGAGAUGGUUGUGUGCGAAAUUCCCAGUAGAUCAGCAGUUUCUGAAAUACUCAGACCAGCCCAUCUGGCACCAACAACCAUGCCACGUUCAAAGUCACUUAAAUCCCCUUUCUUCCCCAUUCUGAUGCUCAGUUUGAACUGCAGCAGAUCGUCUUGAACAUGUCUACACGCCUAAAUGCAUUGAGUUUCUGCCAUGUGAUUGGCUGAUUAGAAAUUUGCAUUUGCAGCAGUUGGACAUAGGCAUGGGACGAUAACCGUUUUUGUCAAGGUUUUAAAACCAUCAGAAUGUUCUGCUAUACCGUUCCUAAGGUAUGUGUAUGAUUUUUUUUAUUUUCAUUUUUAGUUUGUUUUUUAGGAGAACAGUAUCUCCAGCAGACAAAAUAUCCAAAGAUGCCGUUUUAAAUUGUAAAGAAAUCAGUGUUUUUGAAACUAAUGAAGACAGCAGAAGUCAAUGAAUGAUUUAAAUUAUUUAGCCUGAAGUGUUUACUGUUCUAAAACAUCUUAAAUGUUUCUCAAAAUAAAAUAUAUUGUGUUCUAAGGGGAAAAAACUUUUUGUUUUUUACCCAGACAUUUAAAAAGAAUACAUUUUAGAGCAGUAAUCACAAUACCGUGAAACCGUGAUAUUUUUAUCCAAGGUUAUCAUACCGUCAGAAUCUUAUACCGGUCCAUGCCUAGUUGGACAGGUGUACCUAAUAAAGUGGCCGGUGAGUUUAUUUUACACAUAGCUAUAUAAUAGGGUAUAUGCUGAGCUAGUGUUUUUCCCAUACUGAUAAACUUCCGGUGGUCUGUUAUUGUGAGUUUUUUCCAUUUUAUACGAUUCCUUUUACAGCAACAAUGUUAUAAUGUAAUUCAAAUACAAUCAGUUAUUCAAAUACAGUCAGACUUUGGCAUUCAUUUAGUUGCUCAAGCGUAAAACAAGACAAAAAGCCGUUUGCUGCACACACCCGUCAGAAUCGGCAGGCUAGCGCAGAAACUCCAUUGGUUAUACUGGGGUAAAAUAAAUGCUCAUAUUAUAAAGACGUGGCAGGAAAAAAUGUAAUUUAAUGCUGUGUGUCUUGUAAAAUCUGAGACCCACUUUACAUUGGAUAUCACUCAGCCAGUGGAGAUCGCUGAUUUUGAAAGAAAACAGACCUUAAACGCACCAAAUUUGCAUUGGCAUACACUUCAUCGGAAACGAUUAACCCAGGUUACUGGCAAAUUAAAAGUCCUAUUAGCAUGCUUCGGCAUAUACCUUCCCUGAAAUAUUGUCAAAUGAUUAUUCUGAAAUCAGUCCAAAAUGCUGAUUUGGGGCUCAAUAAAAAUUUCCUAUUAUUAAUGUUGAAAGCAGAUGUGUAAGUUGACAUUUGUAUUUGAAAGAGAAAUCCAUUGGAAAUAGAUUUACUGUCACUUUUGUUCCAUUGAAUUCAUCCUUGUGGAAUAAGAAUCUAGCUCUUUCAAGAAAAAAAUUAUAGACUACACAAUUUUAAGUGGCAGCAUUAAAUACCUACUGUUAACUACCUUUAUUUCCCAGUUGCAUUAAAUAUUCUUGCCAAGAUGCAAAUGAUUCUCUUAAUGACAACUUUGUGAUCUUUGUUGUUUGGAAAAAUCUAUAUCUGGCAGACACAUUUAGACUGAACUAAAAAGCACAUCAUGAAAAACGUUUAUUUAUUUAUUUUAUUAAUUUUAUCUAACAGCUAUUGCAGGAGAAACAUUUUUUUUUUAAUAAAACGAUUAAUAAAUAAUAAGAAAAAAUUCUACCUAAUUUGCAAUGUGUGUACUAAGUUUCAACCCUGAUUGUACAUUUGCAUGUGAAAGAGCAUGACAUCCAUCCAAGAGCAUGAUAUAACAG